AUGGAAACAUUGGUUAAAUCAUUACAAGAUCAAUUCGCCAAACAUGGUUUCAAUAUUGUCGAGCCAUUCAUGGUAAAUGAUUAUAAUAAUGCAUGCAAAUAUAAACUUAAUAACCUUGGAAAUGAAAAUGCAAUGGGAUUGAUUGUUGGUUGCAACAAGGAUUUCUGGAGCUAUUUCACAAAGUACAUGGAGAGUCUAGAUUCGAUUCCAAAGGAUCCGAUGAAUUCGUUCUGCUUCGCCACGAUCGAACACGUGUUGGCAACGAAUGAAGAGGCACAGAAACAUCAUUACGAUGUUCGAUACGACUGGAAUUCAGUACAAUCUGGAAAGUACGCACACAUGCAGACUGCCGGACAUUUCGCUGGUGUCGCAUACUACGACCGUGACGUCAUGUGGAGUAUCCAUCCGGUCUACGGUCUCUGGAAAUGGUGCGUUGGACCAACGUCGCCAUCGACGAAGGUUGGAGCAACCUGGAGACACGCCUCAAAAUUUGGAGAAUCAUGUCCGCUCGGUAGAGACAAGUACAAGUACGAAGGUGACAUGUUUGAUUUCUUCUACCCGAUAGCAAGAACUUCACGUUCCGUAUUGGAAUCAAUCAUGCAAAACAAACUUAACAAAAGUACUACUACUACCACCGAUUCGACAAGCUCUAUUUGUUGUUCAAAUCCAACAACUACAGCAUAA
Heterostelium album PN500 is the source of this 684-nucleotide messenger RNA. RefSeq lists its product as uncharacterized. Gene Ontology annotation, molecular function: FAD binding; cyanocobalamin reductase (cyanide-eliminating) (NADP+) activity; demethylase activity. The record is from RefSeq and is a predicted model, not a curated record. Gene Ontology annotation, cellular component: cytoplasm. Lineage: Eukaryota; Evosea; Eumycetozoa; Acytosteliales; Acytosteliaceae. Gene Ontology annotation, biological process: cobalamin metabolic process. Bases 1 to 684 code for a protein of 227 amino acids. The transcript is spliced from 3 exons.